Mycetomoellerius zeteki is the source of this 1519-nucleotide messenger RNA. RefSeq lists its product as uncharacterized. The transcript is spliced from 2 exons. The coding region runs from base 807 to 1322 and encodes 171 amino acids. The record is from RefSeq and is a predicted model, not a curated record. Lineage: Eukaryota; Metazoa; Arthropoda; Insecta; Hymenoptera; Formicidae.
GCAAUAUUCGUUACGAUAGUUUAUUAAUAAUAUUUGCGAAUUCCCUAAGUAAAAAAUAUAGACACUCAUCGCAUCAUUUACCAAUGAUUCGAGCUCGAUUGCGGCUUGUAAGUCGCCUACUGACAGAGAUGAGAAAUAUUAAUAAUGAUAUAACAUCUUUGACUUCUAUGUACGAUCCAAAAUAUUACGAUACUUUUUUAGAUGCCGUAAAUAUUGUUGCAAAAUAUAACAAAGAAAAAGAUGUCUAUGAAAAACCUGCCAAUGCAUCUAAUCUUGGAACUUACGUAAAGAAUAUUGGUGAAAUUUUAAUAAUGGAAUGUAUAAAAAAUCAUAACGACGCUACGAAAAAAAAUACAGAAAACUUUUUAAAACUAUUAACAGUUGAUUAUGGAGCAAGUGUUAAUAAAACUGUAACCGAAUCUCAAACUCAAUUUAAAAGACAUAAGAUUACAAAACUUCCUACAAUGGAAGACAUAAAAAUAUUACGGAAUCAUCUACUAAAAGUGCAAAGAACAUCGUACAAUAGUUUAAAAAAGAAAUUUUCAUUAUCUGCUUGGAUGUCUCUUGGAAAAGCUACUUUAAUAUCAAUGCAAUUAUUUAAUCGCCGCCGGCCAGGAGAAACAGAACGAAUAUUAAUUUCUGAUUUUAAAACUCAUUAGAGAAUUAAUGAAAGUAUCGAAACUUUCAAUAAAUUAUCUGAAGAUAAAAGAGAUCUAGCACAAAAAUAUGUACGAUUUUGUUUACGAGGAAAGUUAGGAAGAACUGUUCCUAUAAUAUUAGAUGAAAUUAAUUUGGAAUGUGUACAAAUGUUUUUACAGUUUAGAAAUAAAGCCAAAGUACACCCAGAAAAUCCUUACUUAUUUGGUAUUCCAGGACAUGAUAAAGCUAUUGAUAAAUAUUUAAAGGCGUAUCGAGCCAUGUUGGAUUUUGCUAAAGAGAGCGGAACCGAAUUUCCUGAUACAUUACGUGGUACUACACUCAGAAAACAUAUAGCCACAAUGGGAAUUACUCUUAAUUUAACAGACAAUCAGAUUACUGAUCUGGCUCAUUUCAUGGGGCACCAUGAGAAAAUACAUAUGGAAAUAUACAGAAAACCGGAAAUAGUUAAAGAUAUUACAGAAGUAUCACAGCUUCUAGAGGCUGCACAAGGCGUAAGAGAUGCAGCAAACAAUUUAAUGGGGAAAGCGACAGUGAGAAUGAAAUUGAUAACAGCACAGAAAUCACAGCUAGUGAAACGUUUAAUAAAAUUGAUUAUUUGCAACAAUCGAGUGAUAGCUCAUUAUCAACCCCAACGUAUAAAAAACGUACAAAGACUGAAAUAAAAGCUGUAAAAAAAAAACGCAGAUCAGAAGGUAAGGAUGUAAUUUACUGUGUAUAUUCUAUCAAGAAGCCAAUAGUUAUUUGAUAUUGACACUAGAAUCGCCGAUGCCACUUUAGAUCUGAUGAUCAAUUUUCCUUUCUUGUAUUAGAUAGAUACAGAAUAUUGAAAAUAUGUAAAUAUAAUAAAAAUAGAGUUCUA